This is a messenger RNA of Sardina pilchardus (European sardine), 5535 nucleotides long. RefSeq names its product folliculin interacting protein 1 (gene fnip1). The transcript is spliced from 18 exons. Bases 81 to 4022 code for a protein of 1313 amino acids. Gene Ontology annotation, molecular function: ATPase inhibitor activity; protein-folding chaperone binding. Gene Ontology annotation, cellular component: cytoplasm. The record is from RefSeq and is a predicted model, not a curated record. NCBI's taxonomy places the organism in Eukaryota, Metazoa, Chordata, Actinopteri, Clupeiformes, Clupeidae.
UGGAGUUAGUUUCAAGGAACUAGGUGUGCUUCUGGAUUGAUGAGAAAAGAGAAUUUCUGUACCGACAUAUUUGGUACAAAAUGCCUCCAACUCUUUUUCAGAAACUUUUUAAUAAGAGAAAUGCCUUUUCGCCACCUCCCAAAUGUAGCAAGGAAGAUCCUUCCUUCAGCUGGCCUACGCCGGAGCUGGAGCCCAGCCAGAUCCGACUGAUCGUGUAUCAGGACUGCGAGCGGCGCGGCAGAAAUGUCCUCUUCGACUCCAACACCAAAAAGAGGAGUGCGGAGGAGCCCCAGGUGUCGAAGGCGUGUGGGGAGGCCCAGGUGAAGGUGUUUGGGAAAUGCUGCCAGCUGAGGCCCACAGGGGGCAGCUCGUCUUCGCUCGACAGCUCGUCCUCCUGCACGUCCGAGCCGCGGGAACAAGGCCUGCGUUUCCAGGGCUCUCGCUGUUCGUCCGAUGCCAACAUGUUGGGCGAGAUGAUGUUUGGCUCGGUAGCCAUGAGCUAUAAAGGCUCCACAUUGAAAAUUCAUCAGAUCCGGUCUCCACCACAGCUCAUGUUGAGUAAGGUGUUCACCGCGCGUACGGGGGGCAGCGUAUAUGGAAGCCUCAACACAUUGCAGGACAGUCUGGAGUUCAUCGGGCAGGACACGAAUGCUCUACGAGUGGACCACAACACCAUCACAAGUGGCUUUCUGGGAAACAUAGGUUUCUCUCAGCUCUGCAGCCCGCGGAGGGCACUCUCAGAGCAGGGCCCUCUACGUCUCAUCAAGAGUGCUUCUUUUUUUUCAGGCCACAGCAACCCCAUGGACAUGCCUGGCAGGAGCCUCUACGAUGAGAGAGACAGUGGCAUCGCUCGAUCAGCGUCUCUGAGCAGUCUGUUGAUCACGCCAUUCCCCUCGCCGGGCUCGUCGCUCACUAGCAGCUGUGCCAGCAGUUACCAGCGGCGAUGGCUACGCAGCCAGACCACCAGCCUAGAGAACGGAGUCUUCCCAAGAUGGUCUGUGGAGGAGAGCUUCAACAUGUCGGACGAGAGUGGCGGCCCGAACCUCGGGGUGACCCGGAAGAAGAAGAUCGCCAUCGGGGUCAUCUUUUUGCUCUCGCCCAACGAGCAGGAGAACAGCCGAUUCCAGGAGUUCUUCUUCUCCCAUUUCCCGCUUUUCGAGAGCCACAUGAACAAGCUGAAAAGUGCCAUCGAACAGGCUAUGAAACUGAGCAGGCGCUCAGCAGAUGCUACUCAAAGGGCGCUAGCCUAUAGCCGGAUGGUGGAUGGGCUGAAUGAGUUUCGGACGACCAUCUGUAACCUGUACACCAUGCCCCGUGUCCCCGAGCCCGUCUGGCUCGCCAUGAUGUCUGGCACACCAGAGAAGAAUCAGCUGUGCAACCAGUUCAUGCGGGAGCUGGCCAUACUGAUGGAGCAGGCCUCUAAAAAUCAAUUCCUUCCCGCCCUGAUCACAGCCGUGUUGACCAAUCACCUGGCGUGGGUGCCCACCGUCAUGCCCAACGGGCAGCCGCCCAUCAAGAUCUUCCUGGAGAAGCAUUCAUCUCAGAGUGUGGACAUGCUGGCCAAAACACACCCCUAUAACCCACUGUGGGCCCAGCUUGGUGACCUGUACGGGGCGAUCGGCUCCCCGGUGCGUCUGUCGCGCACGGUGGUGGUGGGCCGGCGGCAGGAGCUGGUGCAGCGGCUGCUCUACGUGCUGACCUACUUCAUCCGCUGCUCGGAGCUGCUGGAGACGCACAUGCUGGACAGCGUGGAGGACGAGGCCAUCGUCAUCCCCGGCUCGCUCAUCACCACCUCGCUGCGGCGGGGCGAGGUCGAGGAGUCCGACUACGUGCUGGUCACCGUGCACAAGCCCAGCGGCGACUACCUCUCGCAGAGCGCGACGACGGCAGCAGGGGGGGCCGGCGGGGGUGCCGGGGGUGAGACGGCCGAGGUGGGCAGCUACCUGUCGGACACGCACAGCAUGCAGAGCAGCACCUACACGGACACGGAGCCGUGCCAGGGGCCGGACGACGAGGCGCUCGACGAGGGCUCGCAGAGCAGCAGCGGUGGCGGGGUGGCGGUCACGGUGGCGCACGCCGGCCACUGCACGCAGGCGAGCGCGCACACCUUCGGCACGGUGCCCGUCAUCCACACCGAGGACGUCAGCGAGCUCGCCUCGUCGUCUCCGUCGGUGUCGGUGUCGUUGUCGUCGUCGUCGUGCAAAGAGACGGGGAGUCCGCGCGCCGAGGCUCGCCUGGAGACGCUGGUGUGCGUGGGCUCCAGCUCGCCGCGGGAGAGGACGCUCGUCCUGGGCGCCGAGAGGGGCCGCGAGCAGGCCGGGGCCGAGGCGGGGGUCAAGGCCGACCCCGACGGCCCUCGCGUCUACAACGACGACGUUCCCACGGGCGGCAUCGGCAUCAAGUUCUUCCGCUCGCCGGGGAUCCCGCUGGAGAAAAAGCCCCCGGAUAAGUCCCUGGCGGCGCCGCCGUACUUGCUGGACGAGGAGGAGCCGGCCACCAAAGUCACGUUCCUCAUCGGAGACUCCAUGUCCCCGGAGUCGGACCCGGAGAGCAGGCAGAGGAAGCUGGAGGAGGAGCUGAGGAAACACAAGAAGCAGCUCAAAGAGAAGGAGCAGAAGCAGCUGCUACAGCAGCAGCAACAACAGCAGCAACAACAACAACAGCAACAACAGCAGCAGCUGCAACAACAACAACAACAACAACAGCAGCAGCUGCAACAACAACAACAACAGCAGCAGCAGCAGCAGCAUCAGCAGCAUAAGGUGAGCACAGAGCAGAGGGGUGAGCCCAAGUCGAAUACAGUGGACCAAACCAAGACCAACGAGGGCAAGGACCCAGCCCCACCCUCACCCUCACCUUCACUCCCACCCCCACCCCCACCCUCACUCCAACCCUCACUCCCACCCCCACCCCCACCCUCACCCCCACCCUCACUCCAACGCACCACCAGUACAAUGCCCAAAUGGACCCCAGCUCCAGAAGACAUGGACUUGUUUGAUGAGUAUUUCAGCGACGACAACCCGGUCGAGACACGGACUAUCGACGACUCGUCCAAAAAGGCGCAGGAGAGCGUUAGCGUUAGCGAGCCGCAGCCGAACCAGUCGGUAACCAGCAGUAUUGAACUGUCCGACGGGCAGAGCUGCAAGGACACAAGGGACAACAGCCGUAGCUCGCACAGCGCUAACUGCAGCGCGGGCUCCUGUAGGUGCCGUCCUGCUGAGCAGGACAAAGGCAUCGUCAUUUCCGUUACCGUCCCCCAAGGGGACACCAACAGCGGCGACCUGAAGAAGGGGGCGCCGGUCAACGACUGGGAGAUUCCACGGAACGAGAGCUCGGACAGCGCGCUCGGGGACAGCGAGAGCGAGGACACGGGCCAGGAGCUUCCGCUGCCGCGGCACGAGGAGCCGUAUUACCGGGACGACCAGGAGGAGUGGCAGGACGAGGUGGAGGUUCCGUUCCCGGGGGAAAAGCUGGUGGAAAACUUCUCUAAGCCAAAUGUAGCAAACUUCGGGAGAUCCCUGUUUGGAGGAUACUGUCCAACAUAUAUCCCGGACUUUGUGUUACAUGGGACGCCGAACGAUGAGAAGCUCAAACAGACUCUCAUGUCUGACCUGGCACAUACUGUGCAGCAUCCGGUACUGGAUGAGCCCAUUGCAGAGGCCGUUUGCAUUAUAGCAGACACAGAGAAGUGGACGGUACAGGUGGCCAGCAGUCAAAGGCGACAGACGGACACCAAACUGGGCAAGGAGGUGCUGGUGUCCAACCUCGUGUCCAAUCUCCUGCAGUCCACCUAUCAGCUGUAUAAACUCAACUUGUCUCCCAACUUUUGCAUCAUGCAUUUGGAGGACCGGCUUCAGGAGCUGUACUUCAAGAGCAAGAUGCUGGCAGAAUACCUGAAGGGCCAAACCAGAGUGCAUGUCAAGGAACUUGGAGUGGUUUUAGGAAUCGAGUCCAGUGAUCUUCCCCUGUUGGCGGCAGUAGCGAGCACUCACUCCCCAUACGUGGCUCAGAUCCUGCUGUAGAGCGCAUACAGUGGACAGACGUCAGUGGAGAACUUUGAGGAGCAGCAGGAAUGGUGUUUCUCUUGAUCUUGUUUAUCUGCACAAACAAACAGACUGUGGGACCCACUGAGGGCCACUUGAACUCUGUGGGUUGUGCCCGGCGUCUUGGAAAGGCCAAGGACCAGCUGCCUGCAAUGGAGACAAUCAGCCACAUGGGGGCAGCAGAGGUCACUGCUCCCGGUGAUGGCUAGAUUGACUAUCACCACAGGUACUCUCAUGAACUGUUUCCUUGUUUUAUUUGACUUUUUUUUUUUUUUUUUUUUUUAUCUGUUUACGUCUGUACCUGUUUAUUUCUUUUCACAAAGAAGACUAGAAAGCCAAAGAGAAGUUGUCAAAGACAUUCAUCUCUAAACAAGGAAGGGACAAAGUGACUACUUCCACCUCAGCGCACCUUUGAUAUAGAAAUGGUAGUAGUCCUUGCUGCACAAAAAUAAGAAUAGGAUGUUUUAAAUCACAGUAAAUUACAAGUUGUCGUUUGCUCAAUUAUGUCUUUUUUAUGUUAUCAAUGGAAAUGUCCUGCAAUGCCUGGCAUGCCUAUUUUAUUUUUUCAAUGUUUGUCAUUGUGGAUUUUGACAGCAAAUUGUAUAUUACUAGUCUUCACAUUAUCCAGUUGGUUCAGCACUACCUCAAACAAAUGUGAGGAUUCACAGCUGUAUUUUGAAUGACCCCAGAAAUAUUAAGGCCCUGAUCAGUUUUUACCAGUGUAAUGGCAAACUAAGGCUUGUCAAAUCCUUUUGCUGUUUCUCAAAUGUAUGGCCGCACUCCAGGUGUACUCCUAAAAAUCACUUAAUUCUGAAUGCCAUUGAUUCAAGUAACAUUUAUAUUUCAAAGUGAAAUGCUGAACUAUUUUCACACUAUACAAUUUAUACAGCUUUGCCACAUUGUUUACUGCUGAAAGGCAUGUGUUAUAAAGAGAAUACAAGGAAUACUAGUCUGUUAUUAUGCUAUUAUUAGACGGCAAGAAUUUUUGAGAAAUAAUGACAUGUUAAUUUUAUAAAAUUGUAAAGGUAACUGAAAUAUGUGGAUGAAGACAUUUAUUUUUUACAAAUAUUUGUAAUGUCUGUUAGUAAAUUCAUGAAUUAUUUUUGUCUUGAGGAGUUGCUCCUCAGAGUCUUAAUGGACAUGUAGCAUAAGAUGGAGUGAAGGUGUCUGGGAAAUGUUCUUUUCUUGCUUAUAAUGCAUUGGUUUGCUCUCAGUGUAUGAUGUUUGGCUUCUGCAAAUGACAUGAAAUUCAUUGCGUUUUGUAAAACACCUAUUUGCAUUUGUUUAAUGUAUUUAUAUCUACAUACAUUCUUUAUACAUGAAUUCAGUUAAAUUAUUUAGAAUGGUGUGUACUGGUUUAUGUACAUUGUAUAUAUUGUUUUCAGUUUGUUUCCAUUUAUUUGUACAUAAUGUCUUUCAAUAUUGGAUUAUUUUUCUGUAAUUAUCCUUUCCCAAUUUUCUGGGAAUGUUGUGCAAUAAAACAUGCCAAUAU